AUGGAUAAUACAGAAGAAUCCUCGCAUUCGAUUGAAGAUUUUAAUACCUCUUCAUCACCAACAGACCACCCUGAUGGAAUCGAUCAACAAGCAUACUUAAAAGACCAAAAUUGUGUCAUUUGCCACAUUAAAUUUGGAAAAACUUCUUUAUCUCACACAAGAAAAUAUUUUUGCAAAUUUUGUUUUCGAGGAGUUUGCGGAAAUUGCUCGUCUCAUAGAAUCAAUGGAAAUAGGUGCUGCAAUUCCUGCUAUGACGCAGAACUACAGAAUAAAGAUAAAGCAAAAUUAAUAGAGGAGAAUUUAAUAAUUCGGUUAAAACACUUAGAAGAGUCACUACAAAAAUUGUCAGAAAAUCAAAUAGAAAACGAAAGAACACUUACUCCUCAAUACAAAAUUUGUUCCAAUUUGGGGAAAUAUAAAAAUUUUUUUUUUUAUAUAAAAAAUGUAUAAAAAUUAUUAAAAAUGUUAAUUGAAACCAAUAUUUUUGUAAUUAAUUUAUUUAUAUAAAGAAUUACCGUGAAAUUGUUAUAAUAGCACUCCAUACAGCUUAUCCCUGAGACUUGAAUUUUUGCCUCCGGAACUAUCAUUGGAAAGUGCAAGAUCAGAAAAAGCCCACGAGAGGACAAGAAAUCCUUCGAGCAAGACUCAAGAGGUGACUUUUUUAAUGACAAAUUGAGAGCUGCGACCCAGGUGGUGAGCCCAUAGGGUCCAGAAUCAUGGAAGUCAAAAUUGGUGCCCCUCCCUGCGGGAGCGGGGAGGGGUGUCUGCCGAGGUCCCUCGGGGACGAUAACUAUGUAGGGAUGGAAAUACCCAGUCCUCUCAAAGAAAAAGAUCAAUUAAAAUAGCAUAGCAUACUUGUACUUCCUCCAUUAAACUCAGUCAAAACUUUUCAUAAAAAUCAGUAAUUUCAUCUAUAAAAUUUCGAAAUAAUAAGCUCAAAAGGAUUAAUUUAUCCAAAAAAUCGAAAUUAAACUUAUAUUUUUUGUUCCAAUCAAAGGGGAGUUAAAAACCUAGAAUUCAUCAGCAAACAAAAGGAAUCUGAAAUUAUUGAAUUAAAAUUUAUACUAGAAAAUAGCAAAGGACAUAGAAAUAGCAGAGAAGAAGAUAAAAUAAAUAAAACCAAAUAUUAUGAUACUUUAAAAAAUUUUGAAGAGUCGCAGUCUCAGCUUGUGAUACUAGCAAACGAAAAAGAAAAGUUGAGAAGCAGUAUCCAUAAAGCAGAAAAUGAAAUUAUUUUGCAAAAUGAAAAAACUUUUGAAAUUGUCAAAGAAAUAAGAGAACUACGCUGUUUUCAAUUAAUAAUAGCUCUUAUUUUUUUACCUUAAAAUCUUAUUUUUAUGCAAAAUUAAAAAAGGCGAAGAUGAUUUUUAUACAAUUUUUAAAAAAAUCGUUUAAAAGAAGAAAUUGCAGCAUCUUCUCAAAAUAAGCAGACUUUAAGAGAAAAUAUUGAUUUAAAUGCAAAACUCAAAGAUAUGGAAUUUCAAAAAGAUCAAGACAAAGUUUCGAUUGCAGAGUCUUUAGAGCUGUUAAGAGACCAAAUAAUAAGCGAACAACAAGAAAACGACAGUCUUAGAGUCAGCAUAUCAGGUGCCACAUCUGAAGCAGAAUUCAAAAAAUUGAUAAAAAAAGAACAAACCAAAAUUUUCGAGCUAAAAGAAGAAAUCAAAUCUUUGAAAAAUCAAAUAGCAAGCCAAGAAAUAAAAAGAGAUAGCAAAUUUGAAGAACUCUCAGUAGUCGAGCGUAACACUCAACCCUGCAAGUGCGAGAUUUUUUAA
Molecule: messenger RNA, 1775 nt
Organism: Blepharisma stoltei
Lineage: Eukaryota; Ciliophora; Heterotrichea; Heterotrichida; Blepharismidae
Source: the annotation of a GenBank genome assembly